This is a messenger RNA of Sodiomyces alkalinus F11, 2502 nucleotides long. RefSeq lists its product as hypothetical. Gene Ontology annotation, biological process: positive regulation of transcription by RNA polymerase II. NCBI's taxonomy places the organism in Eukaryota, Fungi, Ascomycota, Sordariomycetes, Glomerellales, Plectosphaerellaceae. Gene Ontology annotation, molecular function: transcription cis-regulatory region binding; DNA-binding transcription factor activity. Gene Ontology annotation, cellular component: nucleus. The transcript is spliced from 6 exons. The coding region runs from base 297 to 2060 and encodes 587 amino acids. The record is from RefSeq and is a predicted model, not a curated record.
AAGACUCGAUCGAGAGCAGGCUGCAAAUACUGCCGAGACAAGGUUUGAUGCCGCCGCCUCGAGUCAGCGAGCAGGCAGUUCCCCUAACACAUGUUGCGUAGAGAAAGAAAUGUUCCGAGGAUAGGCCAGCAUGUACCCGAUGCCUCCAGUUCGGCGUCGAAUGCAUCUAUGAGCCGAUCAGGCCCCGGAAAAAGCGCACUACCAAGUUUACCAUCCCUUCCCCCACGGCCCAUAGUGCGCCCAAAGGUUCAUCACGCGACGGUUUCAGUGCAGCGGCACAGGUGGCGGGUGAAAACAUGGGGCCACAGCAACCUCAAGGCUCUGCAGCGACCAUUAGUUCCGAGGGCGACCUCUCUUCCUCCGUGGACAAUUGGGGCGCGCAUGCCAUGGACAGUUCGAUGUCAGACUCUACCGUAACCACGUCUCCAUCGAUUCUGGGCUUCGACGACGGCGCGACGGGUGAGAAGAACACCUAUCAGCUCGACUAUCCGUCUCUCGGUUUACCCGUCUCUGUAUGUGGAACGCAGUCGGAGACCAUUUCCUCCCUGGCCUGGAGUCCAGGCAUCAGCGAGGAUCUCAUGCCAUGGUCACUUCUCCAGCGUGUGGGAACAGAGACAGGCGGAGGACUGACUGACUGGAACGAGAUGCCCAUGCCCAUGCCCAUGCCGGUGCCGGUGCCGGUGCCUUCGCCACUCCCUGCGCCCAACCCUACGAUUCGUGGCAGCCAGACGAGCAGCACAAUUUGGGUGGGUGCCACUCCGUCUGUUGCUUCUGGAUGGACGCCCAAUCUCCAUGCACCUAAUCCACCUCCCGACCCCAACGCCCUGGUGAAUUACUUUGCCAACGUGGUAUCUCUCGACCUCGUUCGAGACCCUGGAAGCCCCGUGACAGAAAUUAUCCUGCCCCUUUGUUACAGCAGUGGUAUUGUCAGGGACGCCGCUUGCGCAUUGGCCGGCCUACACAUGGCCCGGACGAGUGUCCGAAAUGAUUGCGACCAUGCGUUAUUUCUUAGCCAGGCCCUCGUCGGACUGCCGCUUCUGGCACAGCUUGACGAGGAUUGGGCUCAGGAUCAAGUGUUGGCCACAUUAUUGCUGCUGCUGUACUACGAAGUGCUGUCUCAAAGAAGUCCUUCGAAUCUUCUUGCUCAGCAUAUCCAGCAAGCAUGGCAGAUAUUGUACUCAAGGCCGUCCGUGGACACCUCGUCCUCGAGACUUUUCGACCAGGCAUUUCGGUACUUCGACGUCAUGAACUCGCUAGCGACCAGCGUAGCACCUCUCUACCCGGCCCCGACCCCGCGCCCACGCCGUUCCCAGCCCUCCUCUCCAGCAACCCCACUCUCUCCCGACUAUGCGGAUCCGCCUCUGGCCAUUGGUCCCGCCCCUGACCUACUCCCCACCCUCCACCGUUUCGCCGAACUUAUCAUCCUUAAACAGGAACUCGACAAUGUCAACACGGCAUCCCAGACAUCCAAGGCAGCCGUUCUGCGGGUCGAGUACGAAACGACCUGCCGGGCCAUAGAGCAAGCCCUAUCCGCCUGGGAACCGCCACUGCCACCGGGGUACACUCUCGUGAACCGCAUCGUGGACGGCCCGCCCGACGCCUCCGAGACGGACGUCGCACGUGCCCGGUGUGACGCCGGACGGGCGCUGGCCUAUAAACACGGCGCAUUGGUCAUGCUCCACCGGACGGGGCAGAGUGAGGAAGCAGCAAUGCGGCAUGCGCAGUCGGCGAUGUGGCACUGCGUUGCUGCUUCGACGACGGCUUGCAUGCAACGACCGGGAGACGGCAGUGUCAGCGGGGCCGGGUUGCUGUGGCCGCUGCUUGUCGGGGCGUGCGAGUUGAUCGAACCGCGAGAUCGAGGGAUGGCGAGACAGGCUUUUUCUGCCGUGGAUACGGCGUUCCGCGGGUCGGUCAACCUGGGCAGGUCGUGGGAACUCGUCCUUGAAGUCUGGCGCAGGAGAGACCUGGCGGCUGUUGAGGGUGGUGGCUAUCCCGGUCUAGGCUGCAUGGAUUGGCGCCGUGUGGCCGAAGAGAUGGGCAUCAGCUUGGUGCUGGGUUAAUUGAUCGUUGACUGUCUUCACUAGACAGCAGCAUCCGACAUUCAAGCUCUUUCUUUCCUGGCCACCACAUUGGGGAACCAUCGAGUUACAGUGACCUUUAGUAUCUUCGAACUUCGAACGGCCGCCCGCAUAUUCGGGGCGCCGGGGGCUCGACCCAACUAUUACUUCGUACAACAGAUACCAAGGAAGCGAGAUGUUGAAUGAAGGGAUCGAGGGAACGAGGCUUCUCGCCAAACCAUAGGAGAGGAUUCGCCUUUCGCGCUUGGUUCCAAUACCUACCUCCCUUCUCAAUCGCACUCACUCUCCUCCUUUUACGUCAUUUACGCCUUGCCAGUCUUGUCGAUUCAUCUUCGUAGGUUCAUCUGCUCUCAAUCAGUGAGCCAGAGAGAGAGAGAGGAUGCGAAAACUGCGAAAACUGCGAACCAUGGCGAAAAGUUUGGCC